Lizanozyma spartinae is the source of this 1359-nucleotide messenger RNA. RefSeq names its product proteasome regulatory particle lid subunit (gene RPN5). Gene Ontology annotation, cellular component: cytoplasm; nuclear proteasome complex; proteasome regulatory particle, lid subcomplex. The transcript has a single exon. The record is from RefSeq and is a predicted model, not a curated record. The coding region runs from base 1 to 1359 and encodes 452 amino acids. NCBI's taxonomy places the organism in Eukaryota, Fungi, Ascomycota, Pichiomycetes, Serinales, Debaryomycetaceae.
AUGUCAAGAGACGAUCCGAUUAAGUCCGAGAAGGAUUUCACAUCGAUUUUGGAUGAGCAAUUUCCCAUUAUUUCCCAAUUAAGUGAUUAUAAAGAAGCUUUGGACAAGUACUUGGUGUUGGAGAAACAAACAAGACAAAGUUCUGAUUUGGUUUCAUCUAAAAGAGUCUUGAGUGAAAUAGUGAAAUGUCUUUAUGAAAAUCGUGAUUGGCAAUAUUUGAAUGAUUCUGUGGUGUCAUUGAGUAAGAAGCAUGGACAGAUGAAAACUGCCAUUCAAUCAUUUAUUCGUGAAGUCAUUGAUAAAUUAGACCAAUUAAAUGAUAAUGAUCCUGAACAAUUACAAUGGAAGAAAACUAUCAUUGAGACCAUUAGAACUGUUACUGAUAAAAAAAUUUUUGUUGAAGUUGAAAGAGCUAAGGCAUCAAGAAUUUUGAGUGAUAUUUAUUUGGAAAGAGAUCAUGAUUUAGAUAAGGCUAUUGAAGUGUUAUGCGAAUUACAGGUGGCCAGUUAUUCACUUAUGGAUUUCCCUACUAAAGUGGAAUACAUUUUGAAACAGAUCGAAUUGACUUUAGAUAAAGGAGAUUUUGCUCAAGCCAAAAUUUUGAGUAGAAAUAUAUUGAUAAAGACUUUAAAGAGUUUUCCUAAAGCAGAUGAAUAUAAAGCUACUUAUUUGAAUUAUUUGAUUAAAAUUAGUACUCAUGAAUGUGAUUAUAUUGAGAUCGUCAAGAAUGCAUUAUUCUUGAUUGAUAUUCCAAUAAUUACACCUGAAGAAUUGAAACUUGCUGCUGUUAACAUUGUCUAUUACAUAAUCUUGGCUCCUUAUGAUAAUUAUCAAAAGGAUUUGAUAGAAAAGAUUAAAAUUAAUCCUGUUAUCAGUAAGUCUGUUGAUUCCAAACUUUUCAAAUUAUUAACUAUUUUCACUACCAAUGAAUUAAUUCAUUGGUCUGAUUUGGAACUGCAAUAUAAAGCUGAUUAUUUUGAUAAGUGUCCAAUUUUUCAAGAUGAACAAAACUAUAAGAAUUUGCAAAAGCGUAUCAUCGAGUACAACUUGCGUAUAUUUAAUGAAUAUUACCAAUGCAUUACCUUAUCAAGAUUAGCUGCAUUAUUACAAUCAACUGAGCUAGAAGCUGAAACUUAUGUUAGUGAGUUAGUUAAUAAGGGGAUGAUUUACGCAAAGAUCAAUAGACCAAAGAGAAUUGUGAUCUUUUCUCAAGAUGAAAAGAAGAGAACAGGUGCUGAUAUCAAUGAUUUGUUGAACGACUGGUGUUACGAUAUUGAUAAGUUGUUGGAUGAAGUUGAUAGCAUUGGUCAUUUGAUCAACAAGGAGGAAAUGAUGUACGGUAUCAAGCAAAAGGCUUAA